Messenger RNA from Manihot esculenta (cassava), 1559 nucleotides. RefSeq names its product protochlorophyllide reductase, chloroplastic. The record is from RefSeq and is a predicted model, not a curated record. The transcript is spliced from 5 exons. Gene Ontology annotation, molecular function: protochlorophyllide reductase activity. Bases 109 to 1308 code for a protein of 399 amino acids. Lineage: Eukaryota; Viridiplantae; Streptophyta; Magnoliopsida; Malpighiales; Euphorbiaceae.
UUCAAACACUCUCUAUCUUGUUCACUGCAAGUCUCUUCUUCAAUUUAGACACUCUUCACUUAUCAGAAAGAAUCUUAGAGCCCAAUUCAGGGUUCUUUGCCAGUAAUAAUGGCUCUCCAGGCUGCUUCUUUGGUUUCCUUUGCUUUUCUUGUCCCCAAAGAGGGCAAAGCUAAUGCAUCGUUCAAGGACUCAAGUUUGUUUGGCGUUUCACUCUCAGACCAACUCAAUGCUGACUGUAGCUCUGCUGCUUUAAGGUCCAAGAGGGAAUCCAACCAAAGAGUUUGGGCUGUGAGAGCAGAGGCAAUGGCGACAGCAAGUCCAGCAGUAAACAGGGAUACAGCAGAAGGCAAGAAAACCUUGAGAAAGGGCAGUGUUGUGAUCACUGGUGCCUCUUCUGGAUUGGGUCUAGCCACAGCUAAGGCCUUAGCUGAAACUGGAAAAUGGCACAUAAUUAUGGCCUGCAGGGAUUUUCUCAAGGCAGAAAGAGCAGCCAAAUCUGCUGGCAUUGCCAAGGAAAACUACACCAUUAUGCACUUGGACCUUGCUUCCCUCGACAGUGUCCGUCAAUUUGUUGAUAACUUCAGGCGAUCAGGAAGGCCACUUGAUGUUCUGGUUUGCAAUGCAGCUGUAUACUUGCCAACAGCCAAGCAGCCUACAUUUACUGCUGAAGGAUUCGAACUCAGUGUUGGAACUAACCAUCUUGGUCACUUCCUCCUUUCUCGGUUGCUGCUUGAUGAUCUGAAAAAAUCUGACUACCCAUCAAAAAGACUAAUAAUUGUUGGCUCGAUUACUGGGAAUACGAAUACCUUGGCUGGGAAUGUACCUCCCAAGGCCAAUCUUGGAGACAUGAGGGGACUUGCAGGAGGCUUGAAUGGGAUAAACAGCUCAUCCAUGAUCGAUGGCGAGGAAUUUGAUGGUGCCAAAGCCUACAAGGACAGCAAAGUCUGCAACAUGCUCACUAUGCAAGAGUUCCACAGGCGUUUCCAUGAAGAAGCUGGCAUCACAUUUGCUUCCCUUUAUCCAGGAUGCAUUGCCACAACAGGCUUGUUCAGGGAACACAUUCCUUUGUUUAGGCUUCUAUUCCCUCCAUUCCAGAAAUACAUCACCAAGGGCUUUGUCUCUGAAGAUGAAGCCGGAAAAAGGCUUGCUCAGGUUGUGAGCGAUCCAAGCUUGACAAAAUCAGGUGUGUACUGGAGCUGGAACAAGGACUCUGCUUCAUUUCAGAACCAAUUGUCUGAAGAAGCUAGUGAUGCAGACAAAGCUCGUAAAGUAUGGGAGAUUAGUGAGAAACUUGUUGGUUUGGCUUAAUUGAUGAGAAGCUUCAAGUUCUUGUCAAGUGAGCUUUGCCAUGGAGAGGAUGAUUUGAUGUUAGUAUAGAGGCAGAGUCCUUUUGAGUGUGAAGCUUGGAUUGCGCCGAUGUGCUUCUGUAAACAAUUUUCUCUUGUAGGAGUAGAAGACCUGUUUGUAACUUAUUGACAAUAAAAUCAUUCACUCUCGUUGCCAAGUGCAAAAAAUACACUCGUCGAGAAAUGAAAACAUUCUGUAGCAAUUCAGUAUCA